AUGGAAGUCACGCCUUGCAGAAUAUAUGGGAAGACAGAAGGGACAAUGAGGUGCGGGCGGUGUAAAGUUACAGUAUACUGUGGGAAAGAGCACCAGAAGCAGGACUGGAAGAUGCAUAAGAGAAUGUGUGCACCUAUGAGCAGGAAAGUAUUAUAA
Ilyonectria robusta is the source of this 156-nucleotide messenger RNA. RefSeq lists its product as uncharacterized. The record is from RefSeq and is a predicted model, not a curated record. Lineage: Eukaryota; Fungi; Ascomycota; Sordariomycetes; Hypocreales; Nectriaceae. The transcript has a single exon. Bases 1 to 156 code for a protein of 51 amino acids.